AGCAACUUGUUCACAAAUAGAAAAAUAUUCUGCAAAAACUCAACAGUUCAGAGACUGUCACCAUGGAGCUGAAACAGCCAGCAUUGGGCCAAAACUUGUUGUUGUUGGUCACUACUUUGCUACUUAUACCGAUCUUCUAUGGUCACAUCUUAACAACACAUCUACGAGAACUCAAGGGCGUUUCUGUCUCCAUGUUGGAAUCUCUGUGGGAAGCAUUUCUUCAGUUGGUUGGUGAGGAUGACUAUAAUCUGUACGUUUGGGGUAUUACCUUAUCUGUCCAAAUUCCAUUUUGGACUGUUGGUAUUUUUUUCGUAAUCGUGGACUACUACAACUGGCCCAAAUGGUUUCGCAAAUAUAAACUGCAACCGGGUACGAACGAACCAGUGGAUUUGAAUAAAUUACUAGAGACUGUUAAGGUCGUCUUGAUCAAUCAAUGGGCCAUUUCGUUUCCACUCACCAUCGCCAGCUAUUACUUUAAAAAGGUGACCAACACGACACCGAUUAUUCACGGACUACCAUCUAUCGGGCAAACAUUAUUGCAUUUUACCAUUUUGUUCAUUUGCGAAGAAGUUGGAGUGUACUACGUGCACAGGCUGAUCCAUCAUCCAAAGUUAUACAUUACGGUCCACAAAAAACAUCACGAAUGGCGUGCACCUGUUGCCAUAUCUUCAAUGUACAGUACUCCAAUCGAAUAUUUUUUACUGUUGAGUGCAGCAGCUUUGGGUCCGCUGGUUGUUAAUCCUCACAUGGCCCUCCUGUGGUUCUGGUACGCAUUCGUUCACCUGAGAAGCGUUAACGAACACACAGGUUACAAGUUCCCAUGGCUACCGUUUUCGGAUCAUCACGACUAUCACCACAUCAUGAAUAAUGCAUGUUUCAGCCACUCCUAUUUCCUAGAUUGGCUAAACGGCACGGAUAAGGGUUUCCAAGCUUACGUAUCUCGUAAGAAGGCUGCCAAAAAAAAUUAACUAAUACGAAAAAAAUUUCUAAAAUAUUGUCGUUAAAUAAUCUUACCUUUCUGUUUCAAGCUAUAAAUAAUUACAGCUUAGGUAUUUCGGGUGUGACGUUGUAAAUUACUCAGCAUGGGAAAGGAAAAUGUUUUGUUCCUUUCGAUUAUCACUUUCUCCCACA
This is a messenger RNA of Daphnia carinata, 1131 nucleotides long. RefSeq names its product fatty acid hydroxylase domain-containing protein 2-like. The record is from RefSeq and is a predicted model, not a curated record. NCBI's taxonomy places the organism in Eukaryota, Metazoa, Arthropoda, Branchiopoda, Diplostraca, Daphniidae. The transcript has 6 exons. Gene Ontology annotation, molecular function: C-4 methylsterol oxidase activity; iron ion binding. Gene Ontology annotation, biological process: sterol biosynthetic process. The coding region runs from base 63 to 968 and encodes 301 amino acids.